This is a messenger RNA of Monodelphis domestica (gray short-tailed opossum), 4692 nucleotides long. RefSeq names its product cadherin 17 (gene CDH17). Gene Ontology annotation, cellular component: catenin complex; adherens junction; plasma membrane. Gene Ontology annotation, biological process: calcium-dependent cell-cell adhesion; homophilic cell-cell adhesion; cell morphogenesis. The record is from RefSeq and is a predicted model, not a curated record. Gene Ontology annotation, molecular function: calcium ion binding; cadherin binding; beta-catenin binding. NCBI's taxonomy places the organism in Eukaryota, Metazoa, Chordata, Mammalia, Didelphimorphia, Didelphidae.
CUGUUCAAAGGGAGGUGCACAGGCAGAUACGGCUUGUCUCAAGUAAGCAGUCUUAAGAUUCGAAAAGAAGAAAAUACAUUUUAAGGAGCCUUCCAUUUCUUCUUCAAUGAAAGAAGUUUGAAUUGAAGAAAACAUGCUGACUCAAACCUCCCUUCAUUCACUGUUACUCAUUUUACUUUAUUUGAUGACUGGAUAUGGUCAAGAUGGAGAAUUCAGAGGACCUUUGAAACCUAUGGUAUUUUCUAUAUCUGAAGGUGAAGAAAAAACUAAUCAAGUUAUAUUUCAGUUUAAGACUAACACUCCCAAUGGGAAAUUUCAAUUAAGCGGUGAGACAGAUAACAUUUUUCAUAUCAAUCCAGACGGAAUACUGUAUUAUACUGGAAUCCUGGAUAGAGAAAAGAGAGCUGUCCACAAUCUCCAGGUAGAAGUCUUGGAUGCCAGUGGGAAGCUAGUAGAGGGUCCAUUUCCUAUCACUAUUGAAGUUAAAGACAUCAAUGACAACCGUCCAGUCUUUCUGCAGACACGGUACAAUGGGACUGUGAGACAGAAUUCUCGUCCAGGAAAGCCCUUCAUGUAUGUCAACGCUACAGACCGGGAUGAUCCCACUACUCUCCAUGCUAAGCUUUUUUAUCGGAUUGCCAUACAGCUUCCCAAGAUAAAGGAUGUGAUGUAUUUUCAGAUAAACAACCAAACAGGUGGAAUCUCCCUCACCUUAGAAGGGUCAAAGGAAUUAGAUCCAUUUAAGAAUGACCGUUAUGACCUAGUGGUUUCUGUGAUGGACAUGGGCGGUCAGUCAGAUAAUUCUUUCAGUGACACUGCAUCUGUGGAUAUUAUUGUAGAAGAAAACAUUUGGAAGGCACCAGGUCUUGUUACCAUUAAGGAAAAUUCUACUGAGCCUCAUCCUUUAAAAAUCACUCAGGUACGGUGGAAUGAACCAGGUGCUCACUAUUUCUUGUAUGAAAAGGAGAAGCUACCUCGAUUUCCAUUUUCAAUUGACCAAGAUGGAAUUAUUUAUGCGACUGAACCAUUGGAUAGAGAAGAAAAGGACUCAUAUGUUUUCUAUGCAGCUGUAAAGGAUGAGAAUGCACGACUCAUAGCAAGACCACUGGAAAUCCAAGUUGAAAUAACAGACAUUAAUGACAACCCCCCUGUAUGCCCUUCUCUAGUGACAGUAUUUGAGGUCCAGGAGAAUGAAAAAAUAGGCAGCAAUAUUGGAGUCUUCCAGGCCCAUGACAUGGAUCAACAGGGCACUACUAAUAGUUUUUUACAGUAUGAGAUUGUGGAACAGAGCCCCUUGCUUCCAAGUGAAGGGCUUUUCCUCAUUCAAAAAGUUAGUGCAGUUAUCCAGCUGGCUAAAGGAUCAUUAAGAAAGCAAGAUGUUUCUCAGUAUCACUUAAAGGUGCAAGUGUCAGAUCCAGAUUUCAAGACAAUCUGUCAUGUGAUAGUAAAUGUUAUUGAUAUCAAUGAUCAGAUCCCCAUUUUUGAAAAAAACUCUUAUGGUAAUCUGACUAUUAAUGAAGAUGCUGCUGUUGGUACAACAAUUCUCACCAUCCAGGCUACUGAUGCUGAUGAACCAUUUACUGGGAGUUCAAAAAUCCUGUAUAAUAUUGUUGAGGGGGACCCUAAUAGAAAACUUGUUAUUGAGACUGAUCCCAUCACCAAUGCUGGAUAUGUCAAGAUAAAUAAGCCUCUUGAUUUUGAAACAGAGCCAAUGUACAAUCUUGUAAUCAAGGCUGAAAAUCCUGAGCCACUUGUUAAGGAAGUACACUACAAUGAAAGUUCCUAUGCACACUUUUUUCUUAAGGUGUCAGAUGUGAAUGAACCUCCUGUAUUCUCCCGUGCAUUGUACCAAGCACAAGUACUUGAGAAUGCUGAUAUAAACACAAAAUUGAUUAUGGUGAAUGCCACUGAUCCUGAGGGAUUGCCAGUAAGCUACUCUUUGAGUGGGGACACCCAAGGCUGGCUGAGAAUUGAUGGAGUCACUGGUGAGAUCUUUACCAUGAAACACUUGGACAGGGAAGCUGCAAAAAAUUAUCAAGUGAAAGUAAUAGCCACUGAGAAAGGUCGAUCUUUUUUGACAUCCUCAGUAUAUUUUCACUUAACCCUCAUGGAUGUGAAUGACAACCCUCCUCGGUUAGUGAAAGACUACACUGGCUUCUUCUUCUGCUAUCCACUUAAAGCCAAAGGAAGUGUCAUUUUUGAAGCCACUGAUGAUGACCAGCCACCACAUAGGGGUUUUGACUUUACUUUCUCCCUUGGCAGUGAACCCUUGAAGUAUGAUUGGGAACUUUCCAAAAUUAACGGCACCCAUGCUCAACUUUCCACAAAACACACAAAUUUCGAAGAGAGGGUAUACCAAGUUUAUGUCAAAAUUAAUGAUGGGGGGAACCCACCUUUAGAAAACACUGUCUCUUUCCCAGUCACUAUGUGUACGUGUGUUGAUGGAAGAUGCUACCAGCCAGCAGAUACUAUGCCUGGGAUGCCCACAUUAGGCAUGGCAAUUGGUACUCUCCUAACAACUUUCAUAGUCAUUGGUGUGAUUUUAACAGUAACAUUUAUCUGUUUGAAGAAAAAGAAUAAUGAAAAUAAAGCUAAUUCAAAACUUGCUCAGUCACCUGAAAGUGAUCCUCUAAGGACAUGAUUCUGAGGAACAGUUUUUGCAUUAAAAGGAAUUGAUGGAGACUGAAUGCCAAUUGAAGCAUACCAUUCUUCACUUUAUUUCCACCAUGCAUUUAUUUUUAGUGAAAGUGAUAUGUGUUUUCUUUUAUAAUAUGACAAACAUGGAAAUAAAUAUUGUAUGGAACAUGUCAACCUAUAUCAUAUUCCCAUCUAUCUUGAAGGGGGGAAGGUAAGAGACAGGGAACAAACACAGGUUGCAAAAUGUCAGAAAACAAUUAUUAGAAAUUACAUCAACUUGUAAAAACAAUUUUUAUAAAUGUAUUAGCAGGACUUGGUGAAAAAGUGUAAUGCCUUACUACUGGAAGAAAAGUAAUACAUUCAUUAGUCAAUUCAACUAAUAAACAAUUAUUACCUCAAAAAAAAACACAACAGUUUUUAAGUUUAACUAUCAGAUGUCUAUUUUGCUACUGUGGCCUUUUGUUUGAUCACUAUAUUUUUUGAAAAGUGUAAACAUUGAUCAAUAUUUGUUCUAUCAAAUUCUUGACAGAAAUGUGCUCUCACCCAAUCGUUAGUUACUUUAAAAUAUUAUGCAGGGGGGCAGCUGGGUAGCUUAGUGGAUUGAGAGCCAGACUUAGAGACGGGAGGUCCUAGGUUCAAAUCUGGUCUCAGACACUUCCCAGCUGUGUGUCCCUGGGCAAGUUACUUAACCCCCAUUGCCUAGCCCUUACCACUCUUCUGCCUUGGAGCCAAUACAUAGUAUUGAUUCCAAACGGAAGGUAAGGGUUUAAAAAAAUAUUAUGCAGGCACAUAGUACUCUCCAUUCUUCCAUGGCAUAUGUUUCUACUGUGAUGCACUUAGUUAUUUAUCCAAGAAUCUGAAUGAGCAUUGAGAUCCAGGAGGCCGGGUACUAUACUAGAAAUAGCAGAAGGCUUGGAGUCAAGAAGGGAUGGGUUCUAAUACAACCUCUACUACAACUGCCUGUGUAACAAUGGGGCAAGGCAAUUCUCACUCUGACAAAAACAUAGAUUCUCAAUUAUUUAUAUCAGACUUGAAAACUGACAUUUGUUUAGUACCAUUACAGAAGAGAAGAGAAUCUCUUUCCUCCUUUUGUUACAAGUUCUGCUAUUCUGAUGACCCGUACAUUUUCUUCCAUUAUACUUGAUAUGGCAUAAAGGAGCCAUAUCUAUGAAUUUUUCAGAUGACUUCUUCCAAAACUAUUUUUGGUCUUCUACUUCGACAAGUGUUAGAUAUUACUUAUCUUCUUUUUUGCGUGUAUAUGUCUAAAAAUAAGUUCUAAUACUUUUUCUUUACCAUGGAAUGGAAUGGAAAGAGCAUCUAUUAAGUGGCAAUACAUUUAUUAAGUGCUUACUAUGUGCCAAGCAUGGAGCUAAGUACUGGGGAUACAAGUCAAAAAUUGAGACGCUUUCCUUUCAAAGGAAUUCACAUUACAAUUGGUUGGGGAGAGCACAUUACAUCUUUGUCAUUUCCCAAUGCUCUCACCUUAGCAAUAGAACCUGCCCUUGUAAUUAGCAAAGCAAAGCAACACAUUAAUUACAUCUGACAACAUAUGCCCCAUUUCACACCAGUUUACCAGGAAGAAGGAAAUACUUUUCAGCACCAGUAUUCUAUUCUGUAUUUAUUCCCUUAUAUCUCAAUAUUAUCCCAUUUCUGUGGAAAGUUUAUCACAGAGGAAAAAAAAAAACAAAAUAGAACCUUAAAGGGAGGGGCUUAAAGAUCAUUCUGCUUUGUGCUGAAUAACAAUAAAUUCAACAUAACUAGUCUUUGUUCCCUCAUCAUGGCUUGCUAAAUACCCCAGUUUUUAAAAGGCACAAACCAGGAGAUCUUAACAUUACAGGCUUGCUCUUUUUGACAUGAUCCAUAGUGUAUGGUGCACAGUGCAAAAGUGUAACAAUUAACAGACCUUUUAUAAGCACACCAUUAUCUUCAUGGGCUAUUGGUUUCCAACUUGGGAUACUUUUUGUAUGCAUAUUUUAAUAGCUUUGACCUUUUUUUGGAUUUUUACUGUGUAAUGAAAAAUAAGAAAUGUUGAUGAGAAAUAAAAGUGAAAUUUGA